Messenger RNA from Protopterus annectens (West African lungfish), 7979 nucleotides. RefSeq names its product thymocyte expressed, positive selection associated 1 (gene TESPA1). Lineage: Eukaryota; Metazoa; Chordata; Ceratodontiformes; Protopteridae. The transcript is spliced from 12 exons. The record is from RefSeq and is a predicted model, not a curated record. The coding region runs from base 377 to 2482 and encodes 701 amino acids. Gene Ontology annotation, molecular function: signaling receptor binding.
CGUUAGGCUGAUCAUCUUAGUUCGAGCUCAGAGAUGGAAACUACACCAUAGUAACUAAUCCAGGGAGCAGACACUUGACCUGUGAUGAAACCAACAGAUCCAGUAAGACCUACACUUCAGCAAGGUACAAUGGCAGCUGUAUUCAACUCCCAUGGAGAAUAAAGAAGGGGAGCACAAGUGAAGUCAAAUUAGCUGAGAAUAUAACUUGAAAUGAGCAAAAGUCCCAAUGAAAGGACAAUAAAUCCAGAAGCCCAGAAUAAACAAAGCUGAUGUGCAAGACAGGAAUGAGGACCUUGUUAUAGCACUGAACAACAGCAACUAAGAGAGAAGAGUACAAAGGCCAUUACAGAUACAGAAAAGCACGGUUUCGCCAUAAAUGAUGGACAGCCAUUCCAUUUUGAGUCCUGCCUCCCAGGAAAGACGCCGAGCAUGGCUUAGAAGCAGCAGGUACAAAGCCAUCAAAGAUGACGACUGCAGUGUGAAAGAGACUGUGGAAUCACACCUACCUCAGCUGGAUGACGUCUUUGAAGAAGGACAAACUGCAACUAAAAUUGAAAGCUGGCUAGAAGACUGUGGGUCAUCAGAGGAAAGCAUCUCAAUGGAUUCUUCUUUGUCACUCAAUGAUUCUGGUCCAAAACCAGGAAUCAGUUUUGAAGAUGACCUAACUUUAGGAGCAGAAGCUACAAUGCUUCCUCGGUGCCACAAAGUAAUUACAUCAUGCAGACAGAAGUUUGAACGGUUCUGUCCUCAGAGGUUUCUCAAUCUGAAUGCCAGUAUGGCUUCAUCCACAGCAUCAUUCAAAACAUUCAAGACUAUCUCCAGUAUCAAAGAAUUCCUGGAGAUAUAUCGGGAAGAUCCAGAAAUCACUCUGUAUGAUUUGGGAUUUGGAAGAGAAGAGCCAAAAAUCACAGCAAAGAUUCCUGCUAGAUUUUUCAACUUCCCUUCACAAGCUAACGGUAUCAACUUCAGACUGUUUCUAGAAAGCCAGAUAGAGCGAAUAUAUUCAGAGGAUCCCAGUCUGACCUUAGCAAGUCGGUUUCUUCAGAUUGAGACUCUGACAGCAAGUGCCAAUGCCUUGUACUCCCUAUAUUCACAUGUUUCAAAGACACCGAUACAAAAAAUUGGUCCUGUAGCUGAAUUUUCCUACUCCAUGGACAUACCAGGAAUUAAGCUGAUGAGUCCCAGGCAAGAACCCAAAUCCCCAGUGGAUCGUUUAAAGGAGAUGGUCUCCAAAAUGUGUCUGUAUGGAGGAUCAAAGGAUACAGAAUUGAAGAAGAAUAUCAGACAGUCUCCUAGAAAAGAUUCAAAGAGACUAGAGAAUCUAGGAGACAUAGUAGAGGAGGGUCCGGGUUGCUUAAGUCCUGAUAAUAUGCAUUCAAAAUCUGCAACAAUGCAAGGUCAUGUUAAUCUAGAAGAUUUCAGGAUCAGAUCAAAUUUUAAUCACAAAGCCAAUGUCACUGUAGGGUCAAUAGAGAAGUCUGGAUCAAUAAACACAAAUUUGUCUUGUGAAGAAACAAGCAUACAGUCACCGCACACAGGUUUAACCAGUUUAACUUUGUCUCAACCAGCUCAGGUUAGUACAGACUCUUCAUUUGCAAUAUGUGAAAAAAACUAUAAUAGGAAAUGUCUUUUCAGUUCAGAAAGUUAUCAGGAAACUACAGAUGAUGAAAGUGACAGUGACCUUGAGGUGGACACAGAUUCUUCAAAUGGCAACGUGUUGAUGAUGUCCAAUCAUAAAGAGUUUGUAAAAUCAAUUUCAAUAUCCAGUGACAGAGAUCUUCAGCAAAAUUUUGCAUCAAAUCUGUUACAAAAAGAGUUGGAUAAAAACAAAGAAAGGAAUCCCAAAGUCUGCAGGGGGCCUAGCCUUUCAUUAUCCAUAAUUUCGCAUGUGAUAAAAAACAAACCAUCUUUUGAUAACUCCAUUGGUAAAGAUGUUCCAUGUAUGACUGACUUUAACCCAAGUACAAUCAGAUAUACCAAUAGGCAUAAAGAUUUCAUGAGUAAAAGUUGGAAACAUCAAAUUUGUGAUGAGGCAGUGGGGUUUGACAUAACCACUUACCCAAUGUCAAGACUAAACCAACAUAGAAGCAAUAUCCGUGAUUCCUUCAGAGAUCAUUGUGGACACGCCAAUGAUUUUCAAAGUGAGAUCUACAACAGAAUACUAAAAGUGGGUGAGCUAGGUAACAAAACCAAAGACAAUUCAUGCUCUGGACUGUACUACACUCGCACUUUAUCUUUACCAGAGACUACAUCCUUGAAAUAUGCCAUACUAAAAAGUCCGUCUUUCAAACAGGAAAAUUCAUUUGACAUGGAAGAGGUUCAAAGCAUAAGUGAAGGACAGAGCAGUUUUCUGGAUUACAGUAAUGUCAACAUCACUGACAUAUCAUCAAUAUCUGUCAGAAAAGGCAGAAAGGAUUUAAUUCUACGGGAUGACAGCACACAGUCUGAUAGUAGCGGUUUUAUGGAAGACAUGGGUUCCUGACAAUAAGUUUUUUGCUUCCUUUAACAUUUUAUACUUGGACAGGUGAAUGUAUGACUAAGAGAUACCACAAGUGAAUUUCAAUGCAGGCAUAUAGUAUGCUGUUGGGACAUUGUCAAACCUGCAGGAGAAACAAAGUGUGUAAAAUCGGCCACAGUGAACUCACAGUGCAUCAUUUAGAGAUCAAAUACAGCUACUGGACUUAUUGAACAAAGGUGCAUUCAUAUCCUGCAAGUACUAAUAUAAAUUCUUUUUAUCAUAAACAUUUCUUUGCACUGUGUAUAUUGGGCAGUAUCUAUGGGGUAAGUACCUCUUUUGUCACCUGUAGUUCUCUGUUUUUUCCAGAACUAACUACUGUGACAGUAUAGACUUGCUUUAGGUUCCAUAUACAUAGCUAUAAGCAGAUCGAAUCCUCUUUGAAUAUUUGUCAGUGCAGUAUACAUAUUCAGGAAACAAAGAACUUCUGGAGCACUGCAUAUGUUUCUGACUCACAUCUGUCUCCCUGUAUCAAAAUGUAAGAUGCACAACUUUGAAUCAACCGGUUGUAAUUUUUGCACAUAGAUAACUUGCCAACAAAAAUAACAUGUACCUCAAUCUUUAGCCACCUUAUUCUAUGCAGACAUUAAAAACUAACAAUACACAGCUUCAGAUUGACUGGACUACCAUCUGUUAUCAGAUUAGUCAUUUUAAAUUCCACAAAAUAAAGACUAAGUCGAUUGGUCAAGGGCAGAUCAUAUCUACUUUGAGGAGGUCAUCGAGGCAAUUGAUGAGGGCAAAAUAGUGUAUACUGCCUACCUUGAUCUGGCAAAGACAUUUGAUACAUUUCCACACUUGGGCAUUGUAAACAAACUUGGAUAUAGGCAUAAACCCAUAUGUUGCACACUAGACAGCCAGCUGGCUCUCAGAUAGGACCCUGGAAGUUAGGACAGGGGAGACCACCUCCACAAAGAAGCUAGUCCCUAACUGAGUCCCUUAGGGCUCUGUACUAUGUCCUCUUCUUUUUCUGCUUUUUGGAAGUCAAGGCCAAUGUCAAGGGCCUCUGGCUGACUGAGGGUUUCAGAUGAUCGCUGACUAGGAGCAGUCAUAUAAUCCUCAGGACACUAACAUCCUACUGGAAGGACUAACACAAACAAAUGACUGGUGCCAAAACUAUGGCUUAAAACUCACUGCCAAGAAAUUCAUAAUAGUUCCAUUUGAGAAGACAGCCAGUAGUCAUGGAUUUGGGUAUGCAUGUAGAUAGUAACCUGGCUUUCAACCAACAUGUGUUAAGGGAAUCACUCUAUGUUGCUCAACAUUUUAGCAAGGGCAUGGCAUCUUAGUCCAAGUAAGUCAUCAUUCCACUGCAUUCCCCUCUCAUCAGGGUAAUCAUUGAGUAUAACACUCCCCUUUGGAAUGUACCUGACCAGACACAUGCAUUGGCUGGAAUGUCCAUAGAGGUUCCUAACAAAAAGAAUAGAGGCAUAAACAGCAUGUCCUCUGCAGAUCAUCUCAAACCCUAUCUCUGAACUCUGUCUUCUGCAGGCUAGUGAGAGAUGAUCUAUGUCUGGCAUAGACGGCAUCCCUGGAUACCACUCUUAUAGACCUUUUGCAUAGGCAUGAAAUGAAUAGUAUCAGAAUUACUCAAUCUAGGGAUUUAGGCUUUGUUUGCUACAUAAAUAGGACAUGUUAGAGGGGCAGGUAUGUCACUGUAACAGGCUGCUUAACCAUGUGAAUUAGAGCUCUUCCUUAAUGCUGUUCAACAGAAACCUGGACCAGUGGAUAGGAAAUCAGACGUACACCUGGUGACUAGCACCUAUGUCUUUAAUGGGCAGAUAAGACUGUAAAUCUUCCCCUAGCUUACACAUUUCCAUUUAAAUAACCUCUAAGGCUCAAUAAUUCACGUGAUAUAUUUGAGUUCCAUAGCUAGGUUUGAAGGCCUAGUGGUCAUUAGCUUAGUUUUCUCCUAUGAACGUAGAUGUCAGUCUUAGAUGAUCUCUUGACUUUACAUUCAUCAUAGGUGUGAUACAUAUACUUCUCUUGAAACAACAUAACAGACAAUGCGAAUGUGAAACUAUUCAAGUGUUUUUUACAAUCGUUUAAAAGUUAUGACAUGUCUGGCUUUAAGGCAGGCCAUUCAUAGGAUCAGAGCUUGUGCUUGUAGCAAACUUUCAGAAAACUAAACAGUCCUUGUCUACCUUUGUAUUUUUCCAUUCAUUUUGACAUGCUCCAUAAGCCACCAUUUCAUGAUUCCACACUGCAAAAUAUAAGGAUAAUCUUUCAAAGCAUUUCAUGGUUAUCAGAUGGCUAGCACCUUUGCUUCACCCUUCCUGUGUUGAGUCUGUACCCCAGUGGUCUCACUAAAAGCUGAGCCAAUGAGAGUCUGCAAGGUAAAUGCUCAUUAAGCAAUGGAAAACAUCCAAACAGAUGCUGGUUUAGGUUCUGAAAGACUAGGGUGUUCUGUAACAUUCUGACUAAUUAUGAUUUAUUUCUCAUAGGUUAAUAGGCCAUUAACGAUACUGGGGAAUUCCAUGUGUCAAGAUACAACUAGUAAAUGACUGGCUGGUCACGAUCACUCUACUAUUAAUUAUAUACAUAUUUAAUAUAAUAUUUGAUUCACUCUAUGUGCAUAGCAUGCACUUGGCAAUGUCCACGGGUAUAGAUGUCGAACAUGAAAGGUAUUAAUGAUUACAGAAGUGACAUGAUAAGCAAUAACCCAGGAUGAAAGAUCAGGCCAUAGUGAUGCCUUAAAGCUGAAUGUAUUAAAAGGCAAGGGAUAGCAAAGUACUGAAAAAGAUACACAAGUGAAAGCCUUAACUUUAUUAAAAAGAUUAUACAACUAAUAGACACCUAAUAGACAUGUUUUAUAUAUUCAAAAGUUUUUAUUCUCUGACUGAUGAUAUAUUUAUGAAAGAAUACUGUUUUAAAAAUAUUGAAUUAAGAUAUUAUAUUAUGUAGAAAUUUGCAGUGUUUACAAGAUCAUUGUGUAUGAAUAAAUACUUCCUAAUUACUUAAAUCUAUGCUUCAUGAUUACUAAUUAUUGUAAAAAGUUUCAUGAUUUUUCCUGUUUUCAUUCAAACCUAAUCUUAAAAUUGACUGUAUAAUAAUAAAAAUACUCACCUGAAGCUAAUAUUGUGAUGUAAUGAAGGGAGAUUUAUGGGAAUAUGCAUGGAGAGUGAGAUUCAUAAAGCACAUAUACAAAGAAUAAAAUGCAUGCAUUUGCAAUCCAGAGACAAUGUGUUUCUGGUGACUGUAAUACAAACUGACAUAAACAGUGACUUUCCUGGUACAGUGCAUUAGGAGAUGGGAUAUGUAACUGCCCUGUCUGCCAAAGUAUUUAACAGCUCCAAGCAAUUCAUGAAACUGACCACUAGAUUAGUACAGAAGUCAAAUCAUCAUGAAAAGUUGGUUCACCGCUGGUACAGCUCAUUUUUGCAGACUAAAUUAUGAAUGAUCUAGAAAUGAGGGUUCCACAGCACCUAUAUAGUGUUAGAGGUGGUGGCACAGACUACCAUAAUAUUAAAAGAGACCCUGUUUUUCUGUGCAAAGUCUACCUUCUAAGGCUGAGUGCAUUUUAAAAAUUGCAUAUCACAUAGCAGUUCUGUGCAACUCUGGCACUAUAGCAAUCAGCUACUAAAAUAUCUUAAUUUAUGAAAUAAUAUCUCAUAAGGCUACAUUUUUCACAGCUGGAUAAUUUUGCAAAGGGAACUGUGUGAUGGGAAUAAAGGUUUUCCAUAGAGCUGUGCCAUACGGUCAUACUGUCAUACAACUAGUGAGGAAACAUUAUGUGGUGAAGAUUCACUUUAUAUGGAUAUGUACUCAUUUGAGCAACUGUGGAGGGAUGAAGGGUUCAUGACAAACGUGUCCAUGGUUGGGAGACCAUACAUUGGUACGUUUCAUUGUACACUGAUGUUCUUCAUCUCAUGGGCAAACUGUGUAAAGUAGUUCAUUAAUCAUGGAUGGCACUCACCUGUUAGGGAAGGUGUGUAUGCAGGAGUGGAUCAGUGCACAUGGAUACCCCUUAACUUGAUGGAAGAACUGUGUAUGCAGGAGACGUUUAUUAUAUAUAAAUGUGCCUCACCUCAAAAAGCUCAUAUAUUCAGGAGGGGCUCAUUAUGCUUUAAUGCCCCUCAUCUCAUAGGGAAACUGUGGCCAGUAACGGAUCACUAUAUAUUGAUACCCUUCUUCUGAUGGGGAAAAUCAGCUUAAAAUGUAAAAGAUAAACAAGCAUAAAUAUUUUGUGAACAACAAAAGUUAUUAAACUGUACAAAUAGCAAUGUUACCUGUAAGACAUAUUUUUACAGUGAUAAUAGUCAAUGCAUUCAUACUAUUUACAUAAAUACUAUUGCAUAUUAUAAUGCACACAAACCCAGAAUUAUAUUUUUUGCUAAACAUUCACAAAAAAAUAAUCAUAUAUUGGACAAUGUGAAACCUACACGUAUAUUGUUAGAACACUUUUGUUAACCAGACAUAAGCUUUCACAUAACAAGAAGAAAUUCCACUCUGAAAGCAUGUUUAUUGAGAUAAUUAUCUAAACAUGAACAUUUAUGGUUAAUUAUACGAUUAGCAAUGUAAAUAAAUGGACAUUGAUAAUAACUUUUCUUUUCACUCAUUAUAGCAUUUCACACCACACUAUUCAAUAGCAUGUAGAUCUCUCAGAUACGAAAAUAUAAACAUAAAUAUGAAAUAUGAAAAAUAAGCAAAAACAGUGAUUCAUUUCCCUACUGCAGGAUAUCAUAGAUUGACAAACUUACUGUAAUAUUGUUAAUAUCUCCUUGCCCUUUCUAAUACUGCCUGUUAUUAGCCGAUAAGCUACUUAGUUAAAGAAGUCAUGCCCAAAAAAAUCUGGACACCAUAAGGAGCUACGGUUGCUAACUAGAAGAAUACAAAAAAGGUACUAUAGGCUUGAAUGAGUUAAGAACCUGAGACACCGAUCAGAUCUGUCCAAGAGAUCAGGGUUUGAUUCCAACAGUGUUCACCUACAUACUAUGUGGAAGUCACUCUGGCAGAUAAACAGACACUUGCAUCUAGUGGAUGUUAUAUGUUCAGUAGACUAAUGUUUAAAUGAAUAACUACUCUAAAAGAACUUUCGUUCAAGGUGUUUUCCUGACUAUUUCACCUAUGCCAUUAAUUAUGAAGUUUACACCGAUGUAUAAAAUAUGGUGAUAUUCAGUAUAAAUUAAUUUAUACAAAUCAUUUUUUGCAUAACUCUAAUAUCUGUUACAUAUUCCUCUUUAAAUCCCUUUAUUUUUUCUUAGUGACCCUUCAUGGAAAGUUUGCUAAUAAAAUUGUUACAUGGUUGAACAACGCAAUAUUAAAGUCUAAAAGUCAACAGAUAAUGUAGAGCAGAACAGAAUGAUUUGCAAUGUUUCCCGAAGUCAUUGUUUAAUUCAGACAUAUUAAAACACGUCUUCUUCCUGUGAACAACAUCAUUCCUUUAAAAAAUGUAAUAACAAACAUUCUGUUUUUUGUGUUACAUGUCUAUUCUGGUGUGUAGCAUUUCUAAUCCCCAUUUGUUCACCAA